Pieris macdunnoughi is the source of this 1497-nucleotide messenger RNA. Lineage: Eukaryota; Metazoa; Arthropoda; Insecta; Lepidoptera; Pieridae. The record is from the annotation of a GenBank genome assembly.
AUGGAUGAUAUUACAUCUCUGUGCCGGACUUGUAUGAAGAGUAGUUCAGUUAAUAUGGUGGAUUUGUUUGGCCCUAUUAAAAUAGAAGAAAAUUGUUUUAUGAAGCUAGCGGAUGUAUUGAUGACUGCUACCUCAUUAAAUGUUUCUACUGAUGAUGGCUUGCCACAAAUGCUUUGCGUCACUUGUGCACAGACCUUACAAAUUGCUUACACAUUCCGAACACAAGCGAUUGCAUCUGCAACCGAAUUGAAGAAAUUAUUGGAGUGCCCUGUCAUCAAAACUGAAACAUUUGAGAGUGAGCUAAGUGGGCAAGAUGAUUUUUAUCUUCCUGAUGACCAAAACACACAAGGCGAAGCUAUAUACAGCAGUACAAUUUGCCCAAAAGUAUGUAAUGAUAAUAAGAACACUGUAACAUCUAAAGAAACAUAUAGCUGCCUGAAAUGCAAUAAACACUUUUACAGUGAAUCAUCUUUUGAUAAGCAUGUAACAAAGUGUGAUUUUAAAUUAUAUGAUGUCAAAUUGGAGAGUUCAAAAGUUUAUGCUUGCUCAUAUUGUAGAACAGCAUACAAAACUAAGAAAAGAUUAAUAAAUCAUGUAAGGAAGCAUGAGAUCCAAUUACUUGAUAAAAAAUAUAUUUGUGAUUAUUGUAAUACAAGUUUUAAUGCUAAGACUAUAUUAAGAAGGCAUAUGAGAAUACAUACACAAGAAAAGCCAUUUAAAUGUGAAAAGUGUCCAAGGGCCUUUUAUAGAGCGGAUUUAUUAACAUAUCAUAUGCAAAAGCAUGACAAUAUAAAGCCGUUUAUUUGUCCCCAUUGUUCAAAAUCUUUCUCCCAAAUAUGUACUCUUAAAGAUCAUAUAAACAUACAUACGGGAGCAACCCCAUUCCUAUGUUCUGAAUGCGGCAAGGGUUUCGCGAAUCGGUCAAAUUUACGACAACAUGCGAUGAGGCAUACUGGCGUUAAACCUUUCACGUGUAAAAUGUGCCCUAAGACAUUUGCCACGAAAGGUCAAAUGAAAAAUCACAUGGAAACCCACUCGGGGCUGAAGCCAUUCAAAUGUGAGGAAUGUGGUGCUGCUUUCACAAAAUCAACAUCUCUAAGGAAGCAUCAAAAUAUACACCGUGGUAUUAAACCAUUCGCCUGCGAUACAUGUCCCAUGAGGUUCACUUGCAAAGACCACCUGAAACGUCACCAGCGUAUACACACGGGCGAAAAGCCGUACAAGUGCACGAAUUGCGAACGUACGUUUACGCAGAGCAACGAUCUUAUCAAACACAUGCGACUUCACUUUGGAGAGAAUAUUUAUCAAUGCUCAGUAUGCCUGAUGCGAUUCCGUUUGUUGCGUGAGUUGAAACGGCAUUACCCGAUUCACUAUACGGAAAACAAAGAACAAGAUGUCGCGACUAAAACAGAGACAGACGGACAGAUUACAAUCACAUUGAGCCAUUUAAAUAACACGCAAGACAUUACUAUUAAUAUUUCGAAUGAGAAGAGUUGA